AUGAACACACUUACAUUUAUACUCUCACUAUCCUUUCUACUAAGCGCUGCACUAACUACUAUAAACUUUUGACUAGCCCAAAUAGCCCCAGACACAGAAAAACUGUCACCGUACGAAUGCGGAUUUGACCCACUAGGAUCAGCCCGACUCCCAUUCUCAAUCCGAUUCUUCCUAGUAGCCAUCCUAUUCCUUUUAUUCGACCUAGAAAUCGCCCUGCUUCUUCCCCUUCCAUGAGCCAUCCAACUUGCACACCCUAUAAUAACCCUUACUUGAGCCACCACUAUCAUCGCCCUCCUCACAUUUGGUCUCAUCUACGAAUGAACUCAGGGCGGCUUAGAAUGAGCAGAAUAA
Messenger RNA from Gallus gallus (chicken), 351 nucleotides. NCBI's taxonomy places the organism in Eukaryota, Metazoa, Chordata, Aves, Galliformes, Phasianidae. The record is from the annotation of a RefSeq genome assembly.